Malurus melanocephalus (red-backed fairy wren) is the source of this 833-nucleotide messenger RNA. Its product is annotated as paired box protein Pax-5. The record is from RefSeq and is a predicted model, not a curated record. The transcript is spliced from 5 exons. The annotation marks the transcript as partial. Lineage: Eukaryota; Metazoa; Chordata; Aves; Passeriformes; Maluridae. Gene Ontology annotation, molecular function: DNA-binding transcription factor activity, RNA polymerase II-specific; RNA polymerase II cis-regulatory region sequence-specific DNA binding. Gene Ontology annotation, biological process: anatomical structure development; regulation of transcription by RNA polymerase II.
AAGAAAAGAAAGAAGGGGGAAAAAAGAAAAGAAAGAAAAGAGAAGAAAAGAAAAUAAAAGAAAAGAAAAAAACGAGAAAGGAGGAAAAGAAAAACGGAAAAUACAAGAAAAGAGAAAAGAACACAAAACAAUAAAAAGAAAAGGGGAAAAAAAGGGGAAAAGGAAGAGGUUGCAAAACGACGUGGAAACUUUUCCUUGUCUCCGUUUCCCCAAGUUCUGAAGAGCUGGAAUGGAGCUGGAGAAAACCUACGCGASUCCCCGAGGCGGCCGCACAGGACACGGUGGCGUCAAUCAGCUGGGGGGCGUUUUCGUGAAUGGCCGCCCCCUCCCAGAUGUGGUUCGCCAAAGGAUCGUGGAGCUCGCCCACCAAGGGGUCCGCCCGUGUGACAUCUCCCGGCAGCUCCGUGUCAGCCACGGCUGUGUCAGCAAAAUACUUGGCAGGUAUUACGAAACCGGGAGCAUCAAGCCUGGAGUGAUCGGAGGAUCAAAACCAAAGGUCGCCACACCAAAAGUUGUCGAAAAAAUYGCAGAAUACAAACGCCAAAAUCCUACCAUGUUUGCCUGGGAGAUCAGGGACAGGCUCCUUGCUGAGCGRGUGUGUGACAAUGACACGGUGCCCAGCGUCAGCUCCAUUAACAGGAUCAUACGGACCAAGGUGCAGCAGCCGCCCAAUCAGCAGGUGCCAGCCUCCAGCCACAGCAUAGCCUCCACAGGAUCUGUCACCCAGGUGUCCUCGGUCACCACUGACUCUGCUGGCUCCUCCUACUCCAUCAGUGGGAUUUUGGGAAUUGCUUCUCCUGGCACCGAGAGCAACAAGCGCAAGCGGGAUGAAG